Molecule: messenger RNA, 626 nt
Organism: Prorocentrum cordatum
Lineage: Eukaryota; Dinophyceae; Prorocentrales; Prorocentraceae
Source: the annotation of a GenBank genome assembly
GACGCUGGCAACAAGGGGGAGCUAAAGGUCAUGUUCCAGAAGGUGGCGCAGCAACGCAGUUCAGAAUGGCAGCUCGGUCCCGAAACAGAGAAAUGGGCAAUGAAAAUUGGCAAGCGAGCUCAAGCGAUGCGCCGCGACGUCCAGCAGGCCAUCACGAAAGCCAAGGAUAGUGGCAACGCUCCCGAGUGGAUCGCGCCGCUCAUGCAGGACACGGCCGACGAGACGGAGUGCGACGUCGAGCAGGUCUGCUAUGGGAUUCAGAAGGGCGUCAAGGAGCCCAUGCGAGAGGAGUCUUUGCCGCUGGGGCCCAACGACGAGAGCGAAGAGGAGCUGGUCCCAGCGAAGAGGCCCGACGGGUUCCUGUUCAGGAUCCCAAACUUGACGAGUAAGACGUUCAGGGCCUUGCAGAAGGACAACGGACCAGGGAGGCGGCGCCCUGGAAGCAUGACCGAGAUCACGCGGGAGGUGGCCAAGGACGGAGCUACGUGGCGACUGAUCGACGCUCAGGUGUUCCUGACGUCGCUUUUCCUGAGCAUCGUCAGGGCACAGGGCACGGCGAUGCCCAUGUUGCAGCGGGUCGUGACGCGCCACGCCGCAGACGAGAAGGAGAAGGCCGCAUGGGAGAG